Lolium rigidum is the source of this 945-nucleotide messenger RNA. Its product is annotated as protein PYRICULARIA ORYZAE RESISTANCE 21-like. The record is from RefSeq and is a predicted model, not a curated record. The coding region runs from base 1 to 945 and encodes 314 amino acids. Gene Ontology annotation, molecular function: metal ion binding. Lineage: Eukaryota; Viridiplantae; Streptophyta; Magnoliopsida; Poales; Poaceae. Gene Ontology annotation, biological process: regulation of defense response to fungus. The transcript has 3 exons.
AUGGCACAGAAGGGAGAGAAGGUAUCUACGUUGAUCAUUGAAUCCAACCUGGAAUGCGAGAAAUGUUACAGGAAGAUUCAGAAAGUACUAUGCAAACUCCAAGAGAAGGAGAAGAUCAGGACCAUCAAUUUCGAGACGAAGAAUAACACGGUGACAAUCUCCGGACCAUUCGAUCCGGUGAAGCUGUCGCGGAAGCUGCGAUGCAAGGCCUGCGAGGCGAUCAAGGACAUCAAGAUCGUAGAAGAGAAGAAGCCUGAGCCAAAGAAGGAAGAGAAGAAGCCCGAGCCAAAGAAGGAAGAGAAGAAGCCUGAGCCAAAGAAGGAGGACUGCUGUAAGUGCUGCAAGAAACCCGACGAGAAGAAGCCGGAGGAGAAGAAGCCUGAGGAGAAGAAGCCGGAGGAGAAGAAAAAACCCGACGAGAAGAAACCGGACGAGAAGCCUAAGCCAAAGGAGGACCCCAAACCGGCGGCCGCACCGGCGCCGCCGUCCACGACUGUGAACCUGCAGUUCACGCAGAUCUGCAACCUGUGCUACCCGUGGCCGUGCAGCGACCCGAGCCACUGGGGCGGCAUCCAUCAGUACCCGCAGCCGCAGCCCCAGCCCAAGCAGCCGGCGCCGCAACCGCAGUGGCCGUGCGAGCCGCCGACGAUGCCGGCGCUCCCCGGCCCCGGCCACCACCACCCGUGCCCGCCCUGGGCGCCGGCGACUCCGAAGAGGCAGCCGUGCGGAGGCCCUUCGUACUGCGGAGGGUGCGGCUCGUGCGGCGGCGGCUAUAAUGGAUGGCCACCGGCGAUGCCGACACCACUGCAGAUGAUGCAGCCACCGCCGAUGAUGGGCUGCGGGGGGCCGGCAUCGUCCUGCAGAGGGUGCAAAGGUUGCCGGAUCGUGCAGGAGGGUAGGUUCAUCUACGAGGAGUACCCGCCGAAUUCGUGCACCGUCAUGUGA